GUCGUUGUUGUUGUUGUUGUUGUUUGUUAUUCUUCUGUGUAUUUAUGGCGUGAAUCAAGGCUUUGCUGCUGUUCAUAUUUACAAACCCGUCUGCCACCAAUGUCCAACUCAGAAAGCGCCCGCCCGCUCCUGCCGUUCUCAUACAACAACUCCCGUCCUGAAAAUGAGCUCGCGCUGCCUGUCCUCCCCCUCGGCACGCGCAAGCGCGACUAUCCUGCCUCGGAAUCGUCGGACGCGUUCCCGAUCGACUCCUCCACCGACGCGGACGAGAUGACGGAGCAGAUGACUAUCGACGAAGAAGCAGCAGCAGCCUCACUCGGAGGAGGAAAGCCUUCAAACACAAUUUUUCGAAACGAGUUACCUCGCGCCAGCAAACAUGCUCCUCCGUCGUCGUACCUGCGAACAGUCGCGAACGCGCACAAACGCAUAUAUCAAGAACUGCCCCGCACAGACCUGAGCGACGGCCUCAAUGAGGCGUGGGAAAUGGAGCUCCCGUCUUCCCCGCCACGCGACAUGCAGCGGUCGUUUGCAGAAGAGACCUCUGGCGUGCCGGGCCGGAAACGUCGAGGAUCGUUUGACGCCUCUGCGAGCUUUUCCGGCGCCGGGUCGAGUUCGGCCCCGUUCAGCACUCGCGGAGGAGGAGGAGGUCCGCUCAAAGUUCGCGCAGAGUCGAUGCCGAUGCCGAUCACCCACGUUGCCUCGUUUGCGAAGCGGCCUGUUUCGUCGUCGUUUGUGAUGCCGCCGCCGCAGAGUGAAGCGACGAGGCAGGCGAUUAGCAAGAUUAGCUUGGCGGUAGAGGAGUCGCAGGAGAUCAUCGAUCUGUCGGACUUGGGGUUGACGGAGAUUCCACAGGAGAUCAAAGACUUGAAGGACCUGGUGACGAUGAAUGCAAAGGAUGGAACACUGGGUAGUCGCAUCCAAUUGUUUCUGGGCCGAAAUCGGAUCGCAAAGGUCCCGUCAUUUCUGUUUGGCCUUGAAAAUCUCACGGUAUUGAUCCUGCGGACAAACAAGCUCACCUAUCUUCCGCCGGCGAUCGAACGACUAAAGAACCUAGUCGAGCUCGGACUGAACGGGAAUCGACUGGAAUACUUCCCGUCGCAGAUCCUCGAGCUUCGGCAGCUGAAUCUGCUGGCUAUCGAGCCUAAUCCGCUGAUGGCGUGUCCGGCAAUGUACGCUCGCAAGCCGCUGACGUUGGGUGAUAUUGGAUUGGACGAGAGGAAAAGCGACUUGGUUUUCGCGUCCUGCGCUGUAGCGACAAGACCCAAGUGGGUGGACUACAAGUACCGGAACGGGUACGGCAUUAGCUAUGGCUCAGCUCCACCAUUGAGUGAGUUUUGCCUGCGUACAAUCUCGCAGUAUCGGCCGACGCCGAAAGAGCAAGCGGUCUGGGAAUCCUCACUACUGCUCGAGUCUAAGCGGCAGCGAAUAGAGCACGCAUACGAAAUGGCCGAAUUUAGUAAUACCUGUGGCAUGUGUGGCAAGUUUAUGAUUGACCACGUAGCGUAUGCGAUGGAAUGGUGGGAUGCGGUGCUCAAGAAUAAUGGCGUGCCUAUCAGGCGAGAGUUUUGCUCCGCGCGAUGUGUCGGGGUGUGGGAGAAGCAGCUGAGGGGGAAUAACUUGCCCUUGAUAGAGUAUGAGUAGUAAUCGAUCGAGAACGGGUUAUUGGGACUGCAUUUGGGGGCAGGGAGACUGCCAUGAUUGCUUGUGAUUUGUUUUUGGUACAAGUAGUUUUGUUUUUUCUUUUCUGUAUUCUUAUUGUUACCUUUUGGAGGGAUCGCAUUUGUUUUCCUGUUUCUUAAGUCUUGUGGCAUUGGUAUAGUGGUAUAGCUAACAAAAUCA
Myxozyma melibiosi is the source of this 1839-nucleotide messenger RNA. RefSeq lists its product as uncharacterized. The coding region runs from base 100 to 1641 and encodes 513 amino acids. The record is from RefSeq and is a predicted model, not a curated record. The transcript has 2 exons. Lineage: Eukaryota; Fungi; Ascomycota; Lipomycetes; Lipomycetales; Lipomycetaceae. Gene Ontology annotation, molecular function: protein binding.